AUGGUCAUAAAGUGCCAACAUGCAACACUUAAGAUAUUGGCAUGCAGCAAUCCGAGACCCGGAUUUCAUGUGAACAUGGAGCCACUGUAUUCUUUCACCAUUCCAUCGAUUGAGGACGAUACACCACUGGACUGUCGCAUAUAUCACGAUACGAAUUCGCUGUCCAAUAGGCCUGGUACGCAGCUACUUCGAGGAGCGGUCCUAGCGCACCCAUAUCCACCACUCGGAGGCUGCUACGAUGAUCCUGUUGUGCUGGCUUUGACAGAGACGUUAUUGGCCGAUGGAUACAUCAUUGCCACUUUCAACUUCAGAGGUGCAGGCGAAUCUGCUGGACGGACAAGCUGGACUGGGAACAGUGAAGUGCUGGACUAUUGCUCUGUUGUAGGACUGCUGUUCUACUACCUACAGGAUAUCCAGGGAUCCUCACAGAACUCGGAGGCCUUGACACCGAUCAUAUCAGCGACGACCACGGAACCCAAUGCUGGCUAUGCCGACCCAGCAAAGAGACCGUUCGAAAUACUGCUUGGAGGCUACUCUUUCGGUGCCCUGAUCCUGGCUCGCCUCCCACCAGUCUCAUCUAUCAUCAAUCGCUUCGAAGCUGCUGAAAGAGGGACAGCAGCAUGUGAGAUCAUCCUUCGAGCCCGGAAACUCGCCACGCAAUUACAAUCAAUAGCCCAAGAGGUCCAAAGCCCCAUCAGAGGACGGAACCUCAUACCAUCGUCACCACACUCGCCUCACCACAUGGCAUCUCCUGUCACCUUCGGCGGCGAGGAAACCGACGCAUCCGACCGACGCCGUAGUCGAGACUCGCGGCGAAGCGUCGACGUUGUCCGCGAGGUCGGUCAUCGUAUGAAACCACACCUCCAUCGCCACAGCGGGAACCAUUCCAACGACAGCACGGAGCAUCACAGGACCACAACAGCUUCUUCCACUCAUUCGUCGGGACAAAAUUUCACAACCGCUUACCUCCUAGUCUCCCCCGUCCUCCUCCCCCUCACAACAACGAUAUGCCCACCUGGCCUCCCAUUUCCCGGACUGCACAACCCGUUCCACGGCCACUCUGGAUCAACCUCAGGGCUUCUAUCCCUCCAAGCUCCCGUUCACAUAAUCUUUGGAAACCAAGACGGGUUCACCUCCGUGAAGAAGUUACAACAGUGGGCGACCAAGCUUUGCAAGGAAGCUCCUCACGCAGGACGGCAGGAGAUCGCUGGCGCUGCACAUUUCUGGCGUGAAGAAGGGGCGAUGCGGGAGUUGCAGAGUAGUGUGGCUACUUGGGUCGUGACUUUGAGAGGUUAG
Fulvia fulva is the source of this 1296-nucleotide messenger RNA. RefSeq lists its product as uncharacterized. The transcript is spliced from 2 exons. The record is from RefSeq and is a predicted model, not a curated record. Lineage: Eukaryota; Fungi; Ascomycota; Dothideomycetes; Mycosphaerellales; Mycosphaerellaceae. Bases 1 to 1296 code for a protein of 431 amino acids.